Molecule: messenger RNA, 2290 nt
Organism: Carassius gibelio (silver crucian carp)
Lineage: Eukaryota; Metazoa; Chordata; Actinopteri; Cypriniformes; Cyprinidae
Gene: ltc4s
Product: leukotriene C4 synthase
Exons: 5
Coding region: 1280-1744 (154 amino acids)
Biological process (GO): leukotriene biosynthetic process
Cellular component (GO): membrane; endoplasmic reticulum; nuclear envelope
Molecular function (GO): enzyme activator activity; leukotriene-C4 synthase activity; glutathione peroxidase activity
Source: RefSeq, a predicted model, not a curated record
UUGGUCCAAAUCCAGAUUACUUUUCUUUAUGAUGCUCCCAGAAGGGUUUAGCCCCAACCCAAAUAAAACACACCUCAAACCAGUUCUACAGGAUCACUAGAAAACAGAUCCUUUUAUAGGGAGAUGCUGACUUGUAUGCUCUGCUGUUGGAGAUUGAACGUUGGUGUAACGGUCAACGUGGAUCACAUGUGCCUUGAUAACCAAUCACAUUAUAUGCUUGACGUCACUGAAUUGCUGUCAGAUCUGAAUGAGAGUCAGUCACUGAUUGUGGAAUACCUUAGAAAUGAAUUAAAUCUACAGCAAUAGCACUUCUGAUGCAAAAGUGUCCGAAUUCUCUUCUAAAGUCAUUUCCAAUGUAAACUCCAAAAAUAUUAUAAAAAAUUCCUAAGUUAUUGUUUCAUGGAAAAAAAAAUAUUCAUGUAGUAACAACCUGAUCAUCACAAAAGCAAUGUAUUCAGAGUCCUGAAGCCUCUUCUCCAUCCAGACAAAAUGUUUAUUACCAUUCUUCAUUUUUAUCUUCCACUAACGAUGGUCAUGUGAGUUUGGCACGCCUUGAGGGAAUAAAGUGACAGUUCACCUAAACUGAAGUUCCAUAUGCUUAAUGUCCAUUGGUUAGUUUCUCAUUGACUAAAUUUAGGAAGUAGAUGCUUUGUGUUUUGUUUAAUCAGGCCGUGACUAAUAGUGAAGAGGAUGCACUGAUGAAAGUAGAUCACAUCAUGUUACACUACACUAAGUUGUGUUUGGUUUCAAAUUAUUAUUAUUCUUUUUUUCUGAAAAAGAGAGAGGGGUUAAUAUUCCUGUUUGUUUUCUCCCUCUGGUGUCUGAUGUUAUUUUGAAGGCAGGUCAUUACCUGAACUCUCUCUUCAUCCGAGAUUCUGUGACAGGAUGUCAUGUAUAUUUAUAUUUUAUUUUGUAUGUAUGCAGUUCUUCUUGAGGAGAAGAUAGAUCUUAUUUUUAUAUGUACAUUGUUGCAAAAAUUUUGUAAGUAUUUUAUACUUUGUAUUAUUGUUCUCUGUAAAACAAGAGUAUUUGUGUAAAUAUAGUUCUCUAGAAACUGUCUUCUUUGGUCUGUUUGUUCAUUGUUUUAUGCAUAUCUUGUGAAUGCAUCACAUGCCCUCUAGCCAUAGGUGCUGAUAAAUCUCAUUAAUAGUGAUGCAAUUUGGGUUAUAGGAAUGCCCCGCCCACUCCGGAUCAUGCUAAUAUAAGUGACUGGGUAAAAGUUCUGUCUGUGAGUGUGAUCAGAGAUAGAGGAUAGUGUCUGACCUCACUGUCCACAGAGAUGAUGCUGGAGCAGGUCGUGCUGUUAGGAGCCGUUACACUGCUGGGACUGCUGGAGCAAGCGUACUUCUCUCUGCAGGUGAUCUACGCGCGCAGGAAGUACUCGGUGUCUCCGCCUGCCACCAGCGGACCUCCCGAGUUUGAGAGGAUCUUUCGAGCCCAAGCAAACUGUUCCGAGUAUUUCCCGCUGUUCGUCUUCUCGCUUUGGCUGGCUGGAGUGUUCUUCAGUCAAGCGCUGGCAGUGUUGUUCGGGCUGCUGUACCUCUACGGACGGUAUCAGUACUUCCACGGCUAUGCGGCGUCUGCUCAGGGCAGACUGGAGCCACUGUACUUCAGUGCAAAGAUGCUGUGGGUGCUGAUCGCUCUGGCCGGGCUGGGGGUCAUCUGCACCAUGACACAGGCCUAUCUGGGACUGGACCUGCUGCACUCCUUCAGUCACGCUCUGGGUCUGACCGAACACACAUGAAAGAUCUGGACCAGUGCAGGACGCUGAGGACAGGGGCAGCUUUAGCACCUGCAAUGGAAGAAGUGUCAAAACCACACAUAUAUAUAUUUCUCCUAUAAAGAAAGAUUUAUACAAAAAUUGAAUGAAUCCAGGCUACUAUUGAUUUCUGAAGGAAAGACUCAAAGUGUGUGAGUUCAUUUUGUCCAUCAAAUGAAAACAUCUGCAGGUGACCCAUGCAAAUCCAUCAGUUAUUCAAAUGUUUAAUAACUGUAUAGAAACCACUACUGUUAGUGUUUUCAAAUAGCUAAAAUGAGUUUACUUAAUAUAUUAUUACGUUUAUAUUCGACAGUGUCUACCAGUGGACAUUUUUAUGGAUCUCACAGGAGAAUUCUGUCUUGUUUUGCAGUGAUGUGAUGCAUUAGGUGCUUUUUAACAAAUCUGAUAUUGUUUGUCUAGAUGAAAAAAAUGUAUGCAUCCUAAAUACAAUUAAAAUGUUUCACCUUUGGAAUUAUUUUACAAAAAUUACAACUUGACUUGAAAUGAUGCAAAAUAAAAUAAUAUUCCUGA